AUGGAUAUCUGCUUAAAAAGCUUGUUGCUUACGGCUCACACAGGCGGCUUUGAACCUUCAGGGCUGCUGGCAUGGCUGGAGGAGUGGGUGGCGCAGGAGGAGGGGAGACGUAGAGGCCCCGCUGUGCAGAUGAAGGCCCUGAGAGGAGGUCAGCGAUCUGUCCAGAACCGCACAGUGAGCAGCAUGGCAGAAAUGUGGAUUCCCAAUGUCAUUCUCAAGCCCACCCUCCUCCCAGCCACCUCACUGAAAGAACUCUCUUGGCCUAGACCAAACCCCACGACCCAAGUGGGGCAGGAGCCGGGCCCCAAGGAGGCGGUGGUGAGGCCACGAACAGAUGACCAUGGAGCCAGGCUCCGAAUAAAAAUGAAGCAGGCUGGGGGGCGAUGGGACCUCCAGGCCAUCCACAGUUUGCAGCCUCUGGUGGAGGUGGACAGUAUAACUGCCCACUGCACUCCGGGGGUGCCGGGGGUGCCUGCCACACCUGGGGCCUCCCUCCUUCCACUGUGGCUCCUCAUGUGGCAGCUGCUCCCGGCAGAUGGGCAGACAGACCGGGAGUCUUUUAACUUCCUAACUUUCCGGGCUUCACUUAUCCGGCCAACUCCAUCAGUCCUUCCCCUCGCGGCCUUCGGGGCAGAACGGGGCCCGGGCGGGGCGGCGUCUCCCAGCCGCCGGGCAGGCCCACCGGCUCUCGGGCGGGACCGGGACGCGCGCCGUCCGGAGGGUCGCGGCGCCGCAGGGGCCCCAGGGGCAAGUCCCCUCCGUCGCGGCGGCCCGGCGCCCCUGAGCUCGGACACCCCGCGGCGACCCGGCCGCCCCGGCCCCGGGCCCCCGCGCCCCGUCUUCCCCCGGAGCUCCGGGUCCCCGGCUCCUCGUCCCCGCGGCCCACAGAACGGCUCCCGGGCGCCGCCCCCGCGCGUCCGCGCCCAGAGGACGGCCCCGAGGCCCCGACCGCGCGCUCCCCGGGCGCAGGGCCGUCCUAGCGGGCGCGGGGAGCCACGCUUCAGGCGACUCGAAACCAGGAGGAUUGAGGACUGCUUCGAAAGGCGGCUGAAGACGAAAGCCUCCAAAGCCUCGGGCGGCCGGCCGCCACGGCGGCGUCAUCCGCAGGAGGGGAAACUGAGGCACAGCGGGCCGGCCUUUGUGGGCGCACCGAGGACACGCCCCCAAGCCGGAGCGCAGCGCCCGCCGCCCCGCGCCCCCUCGGCGGCCACAUGACGACGCCCGUCCAUCACGCGCGGGAGGCGGGACGCUGCCCCGCCACUCUCGCAGCCGUCCAAUAGGAAGCGGGGAGCAGGCAGGGAGGCGGCCCCGCGAGCCCCUCCCACGUUGGCGCCCCGCGCGGGGCGGGCCCAGCCGCCGCCCUCCAGUGGGGUCCCGGAUCGCCUGGCUCUGCUGAGGCGAAAGGGCAAGGCGCUCGUCAGUCAGGCGGCGCGGCCAAUGGGCUCGCGCGUUGCCCUCGCGCCCGCCCCCGCCUCGGCCUCCCGGCGCCCGCGCCGCUUUCCCUCAGGCCGCCGCGGCCCGCCCGCCCGCGCCUCCAUCUGGGUCCUCGCGCGCGGCUCUCGGGCGGCGGCGGACGGCGGCGGCGGGCGCGAGGACCCGGCUGUCCCCGCGGAAGACGACGGCGGGCGGCAGCCUUCUCCGCGAGCCUGAGGAUGCCUGCCACAGCAUGGCUUGACAAGCAGUGCCAUGUCUGCACCCGGGAUCCGAACCGGUGAACCCCGGACCGCGAGAAGCCGAGCGUGCACACUUCACCGCCGCACCACCGGGCCCACGCCUCACUUAAUAUUUUUAAUAGCCUGAGAAGCUUUUAUUUAGACAGUGAAGGAUCUUCUCCAUCCCAGAGUAUUAAUUGCCAAUGCUUUUUCCACGUCUAGAUGAGAGUAGAAGAAUCUGGAUCCCCAGUAGUGAGUUGUCAGCAUUGCCUUCUGUGACGUCAGGAUUAGAGUAAAGGAGGCCUGGUCACUGUGUGUGCUUUGCCUGUGCAGGUGUUCUAAGCAUUGCACAAUCACUUGAGUGGACUUCAUGAAAUACCAGAUAAAAUUGAGAGUCGUUCUUUUUUGAUACUAAGUCUUUGGAAUCUAGAGUGUAUUUUAUGGUUCGAGCACACCUCACUUUGGGCUAGUUGCAUUUCCAGUGCUCAAUAGUGACGUGGUUAAUGGCUACCAAGUGGAUAGUGCAAUUGGAGUGAAUUGUCUAGCUGCUUUUCAAAAAUUAGAUUUCUCCAGCUGAGUAUUUGCAGUUUCACAUUAACAGCCACAAGUGUUCCCUGUCUGUCCAUAGCCUUAUCUCAAAUGUGAGGAAAUUGUAUCAGGUGAUUCCUCAGGCUGUUUCUGGAUCUAAGAUUUAGGUAUUCUGAGGCAACUGACAACUACACUUUUGUUAAGUAUUACUUUUUGCUUCUCUAGGAAUAUUUUAAGAGAGUUUAGAUCAUCUGUUUUAAAAUGACAGUAACAGUACGAUUUGGAGGCAUUUUGUUGUUUGUUAAGUAGUUAUCCUUUGCUCUGUCAUGAAGUUACACUAUCUGUUCACUUGAGAAUCCCUUCUCUCCCCUAUUUUUAAUUUGGUUAAUUACAUGAUUGCCUACUGCAUAAGAGAGAACAUUUGUCUUAGUGAAUUCACUCUUAAUACAGUGUAGACUGAAUUUUCUGCUAGGGAUAUAGUUAAUUGUAGGAAACUGGAAUUUAGAUUAAAUAAAUAGAACCUACUUUUUCUUGGCUUUGGGGGAUGUGUAGAUUAUACAGUAGGUUUUCAACCUGAGAAAAUAUCAGUAUAAUGAAGAAUAGGAAGGCCGAGAAUUUUAAAGGAUUGAGAAGUAAUGGUGUAUAUCUAAUGACCAUUAAGCAGAACAGGUCACUGAAGUGGAAUACUCUGCCUUACCAUAAUAUUUGCGUGCAUUAUGGGGUUUGUAGCAGAAUUUACUUUUCUUAUGUAUACGGAGGGAGCACACAAUGCACCUGUAGCACAGAAGUUGGCCCCAGGUUAGCAGUUUACAUUGGAAGGUUUAGGAAGGAAUACUGGGCAUUGACUUGGCACUAGCUACCUUUUAAAAAAAUCUCAGUUUAGAUAAUUUGAUCCAGUCGAGAGCGUGCUGCACACCUGCUGGGUGUCUUAAGAAUGAAUCAAUCACGGAGUUGGUCGUUUGGAAAACAUCAUCUAGUACUUACCUGUGUUUUAGGGCAAUGUUGGUGGAAUAAGAAAUCAAGAUCUUACAUUUGAUUUAGGUUAACUUUGAUUAGUGAAAGUCUAAAAACUGGGCCUUGUCAAUUUCACAUGUCAACUUACAUUGAUGGGGUGAUCCACUGCUAAAAAUAUUCCAUACGCUCUGUCAAAAGAAGCAAAAUACUGUUAGAGAGUUUGCUUAGUAGUGAUGUUUUAAUAUUCAGUCAGCAUCAUCAGAUAAAUAAUUUCAUUGAUGUUCAACUGAGUAUUUGAGAUUGAAGGACAUCUAUUAAGUGGCCAAUGUUCUAAUUUUGAUUUGUAUUUGUCAGCGAGUGAAACUGAAUGAUGAGACUGAAGAAAAUAUUUUAUUUGUAAGGAAGUUUGGCAAAAGUGAAAUUUAUACAACCAUAAGAUGGCAUAUGAAUAAAGGUGUUUAAAAAUAAAACUUGGCUGAGCUACUUUGUUUAUAGGAGUAUGUCAAUUAAUGUAAAAGGUAGGAAAUUUGACUUCUGGCAAAACAACGUUUUCACUCAGAAGUGAAAAUCAGCCUCUUAAUAGGUAUUAAGUAUAUAAAAGGUAGAGUAUGCCUCCUUCUGGACUAAGUUAGUUUAGCAUAUUUUAAGAAUUUAGAAGCUAGUUUAAAAUACUAUCUUAGUAAAAUUGAUAAAUGCAAAGGUGAAAUUUAUAUAUUCUACUUCGUUAAUAUGUAGCCUUCACAGUGUAUAUUCAAAUGUGUUUUUAGGACUAUGACACUUAACCACCUUUUGGUCAUAGACUUCUUUGCAAGAGUGAUAAAAACUAUGGACUAGU
Molecule: messenger RNA, 3969 nt
Organism: Equus quagga
Lineage: Eukaryota; Metazoa; Chordata; Mammalia; Perissodactyla; Equidae
Product: translation initiation factor IF-2-like
Exons: 6
Coding region: 1-1215 (404 amino acids)
Source: RefSeq, a predicted model, not a curated record